UAAACAUCUUUGCGUGUUUUUUUUGCUGUUGCUGACUCAAUUUGCUCCUGAGAGGAGUUCGAUCGUCCCAUUCAUACGGCUCAGUUGCUUCGCGACAAUCGAUCGACUCAGAUCUCGAUGUAGACUGUGAUACUAACGCGCAACGUGUAAGAUAUGCUAAAUCUGUGAAAAUAGCAAGUGAGUGUUUUGUAAAAUAAUAAUACGUCUCGUGGUAGCACUCGAGCGCACUGCCACAUUUUAAUUGCGUGGGAGUGGAGUGAUUAAUUGUGCCGAAAAUAACGAUUUCCGAAGCAGGAACAUACAACGAACCGAGAUGGGUACCCUCGACAAUCGACGACUGCUUCAAACCCUCGUCAUCAUUAGCGCGGUGACGCUGGCUCUCGCACUGCAGGAAUCCACCCUGGAGAAAGCGCGACACCAUCGCGAAAAUCUAGUCCGGAAAUAUUUGAAAAAGCUAAAGAAAGAGGAAGGCGCCAUCAAGUUGGUUGGAGGCGAUGGCGAUUACGAGGGGAACAUCGAAAUAUUUCACGACGGCAAGUGGGGCGCCGUGUGUGACGACGAGUGGGACUCGAGCGAGGCGGAAGUGGUCUGUCGGCAGCUGGGUUAUCCCGGAUUUGUGAAGGCCACCCACAGUGGCCACUUCGGCAAGGCAAAGCGGAAAUUCUGGAUGGAUAAUAUGUUCUGCGGCGGGAAGGAACGGGAGCUUGCCCAUUGCCCCUUCGAUGGUUGGGGUCACAAUGACUGUGAGGCCAGCGAAGCAGCGGGGGUAAUUUGCAAGGACGACACGGAACCGACCACCACCGCCAAACCCCUGCCGGAGAUGUUCAAGCCGAAGAAGGUCCGCCUGGCGAAGCAGCUGGAGGUGCGACUGGCCGGUGGCAGAAUUCCGAGUGAGGGACGAGUCGAGGUUCGCCCUGCUGGCGGUGGAAAUCCAUGGGGAACGAUUUGCGGUGAUGGAUGGUCAUUGCUGGAGGGAAAUGUCGUUUGUCGGCAGCUCGGAAUGGGUUAUGCAAAUGAUGCCGUUCAGACGGAUUUCUUCGGUGGGUCCGCCAACACCAGCGCGCUUUUGCUGAGCGGAACGGAAUGCUAUGGCAACGAGACCAAUCUGGCGGAUUGUUCGCAUCAUGAAAUUGGCCGCAAGGCUAGCUGUAGCGAACGGGGGAAUCACGUGGCGGCGGUUACCUGCGUUGACAAGCUGGCGGAUUUGGCGUUUGACCACGUCGAGAUGGAGCAGUCGCUGCACUUGGAGGAUCGGUUGAUGUAUUUGUUGCAGUGCGCGAUGGAGGAGAACUGUGUCGCUUCGCAGGCGUACGAUAUUCAGAGGGAGAACCCUAAUUGGCAUCUGGAAACGAGAAGGCUGCUGAAGUUCACCGCGAGGGUGCUCAAUACGGGGACGGCCGAUUUCAGACCGCACAUUCCCAAGCAUUUGUGGGAAUGGCAUCUUUGUCAUAUGCAUUACCACAGUAUGGAGGUGUUUGCCACAUUUGAUAUUUACAACGCAGAAGGCAAGAAGGUGGCCGAGGGCCACAAAGCCUCGUUCUGUUUGGAAGAUAAUCAGUGCCUUCCCGGUACGGAACCCAAGUAUGCCUGCGCCAAUUAUGGAGACCAGGGAAUUUCUAUCAACUGUGCCGACAUCUAUCGGCAUAACAUUGAUUGCCAGUGGGUGGACAUCAGCGAGCUGGACUUUGGCCUGUACACACUGCGUGUGGCUAUCAAUCCCGAGUUCAAAGUGCCCGAGAUGAGCUUCGACAACAACGCGGCCGUUUGUAAGCUGCUUUACACGGAAACCUACGCCCGUGCCUACGACUGCAAAAUGACGCGACCCUAGUGGCGGAGAGAGUCGCGUAACAAGUGCGCGGCGGCCACAAAAUAAUGGACAAAUAAAGCGAAUAAAGAUA
Molecule: messenger RNA, 1898 nt
Organism: Toxorhynchites rutilus septentrionalis
Lineage: Eukaryota; Metazoa; Arthropoda; Insecta; Diptera; Culicidae
Product: lysyl oxidase homolog 3A-like
Exons: 7
Coding region: 314-1828 (504 amino acids)
Biological process (GO): peptidyl-lysine oxidation
Cellular component (GO): membrane
Molecular function (GO): protein-lysine 6-oxidase activity; copper ion binding
Source: RefSeq, a predicted model, not a curated record